Molecule: messenger RNA, 4934 nt
Organism: Hyposmocoma kahamanoa
Lineage: Eukaryota; Metazoa; Arthropoda; Insecta; Lepidoptera; Cosmopterigidae
Gene: Set8
Product: histone-lysine N-methyltransferase PR-Set7
Exons: 6
Coding region: 321-1259 (312 amino acids)
Molecular function (GO): histone H4K20 methyltransferase activity; protein binding
Source: RefSeq, a predicted model, not a curated record
AUUUUCUGAAGUUAGUUUUAUCCGUCUUCUUGGCAUUUUUAAAUAAAAUGUGUUAUGGGUUUACUAAUUACUAAAUGUAGUGAGUGAUUAUUGACAGUUCAUCGUGUACAGAACGUUAGAAAUAGUUUUAUGAUGUUCAAUUCGUGACAUCCACGAGUGGAAUCACAUGAUAUUUCGUGCGAUCCUAAUAUGACAAGGUCUAUUACAAAAGAUUGGUAACUCGAGUCGUUGGUCAAUCAGGUUUUGUUUGGGUCAGGUUAGGCCACUUCUCUGAUGGUGUUCUAUGUUUAUUUUCCUGUGAUUUUCAAGUUCAAGUGGAAAUGGUUAGAGCUGAUAGCUUGAUGGCGGGCCAGGAAGGCGUUAAGACUCCACACCGCAUCGAGCUGUGUGAGGAACAACCAGUCCGGCCCACUCGCAACUAUAGGAAGCGCAGGAUUAUAGCUGCAACACCACCCAAGACUGAAAACACUGUACAAACUGAACCUCCUGUUAAAACUUCAUUGAGAUCUAAGCCUUUGAAGACUAGCAACGUAAUAACAAAUAUGACAAACGGACAUACACUGCGUUCAAGAGCGGCCAGAGGCGCCCAUCGCGCCGUUGAAAGCCACAAACUAACAGAAUACUUUAAGGAAGAACUGACGAGCUCUAGAAGAGAGAAAAUAGAAAAAGUAGAUUCACCCCCACCCAUGGAAAAGACUGUCAAAGUAGAAACUAAAGUUGCAAAUGGCAAUGCCAAUCAUAAGCUGACAGAAUAUUUCCCAGUGAGACGUAGUGUUAGAAAGACUUCAAAAUGUGUUAUGGCUGAGAAGAUGAGGGACUUGGAGCGGGCUGUGAGAGAUCAAAGAGAAGAUGGACUGCAGGCAGCGUAUUUCGAGGGCAAAGGCCGCGGUGUGAUCGCGACGCGCAAGUUCAGCCGUGGUCAAUUUGUAGUCGAGUACGCAGGAGAACUUGUAGGCGUGCAGGAGGCGCGUGAACGCGAGUACAAAUACGCACAGGACCCGGAAGCUGGUUGCUAUAUGUAUUACUUCAGGCUACAGGACCAACAGUAUUGUAUUGACGCGACCGCGGAAUCAGGGCGUCUCGGGCGCCUAGUAAACCACUCUCGUAACGGCAAUCUGUCGACCAAAGCGUUAUGGGUGGACGGACCACGACUCGUGCUUCUAGCAGCCCAGGACAUCGCGCCCGGUGAAGAGCUCACGUACGAUUAUGGCGAUCGUUCGAAGGAGUCGCUUCGGCACCAUCCAUGGCUUGCGCUCUGACGGGUAUUCGUGAAAUCUCAGUUGGACUAAUUAUUUAUUAAUUUUGCCUAUUUAGUUAGUAUAAAGUUUGUUUGUUAAUGUUUGUUUCGCGACAUUGUACUACUACAUUGCACUACUGCAUUGUUGAGUAGUGAGACAAGUGGCCUAACAUUGGUUUUGAUAUGUGAACAGGAUGUGCAUUAAACUGCCUUAUGCCACUUAAAGAGCGUAUUCUGAAUUUUAACUGAAGGGUUUAAAUGCCUUUUUGGUCCGCGUUACUUUUAAAUUAAGUGAUUGUAGUUGUAAUGCAGACGUCCGAGGAAUGUUUAUACAACAUAAGGCCAGGUAGCCGAGAAAACGCAGCUGAAUUGGACCUCGUGCUUCUUCUUAUCGCAUCGAUGGCGUACACUAAUGGCGUUGUUGCCCAGGUUGUAUCAGACGUACAGGAAAGGAUAGGUACGUAGUUCGAGAAAGUUCCUUUCGUGCGGGCCUUGGGCGUAAGAUCUAAUAUAGCGCUAUGUAGUUUUUACGUUAUUCUUUGACCUUGGAUUUUAGACCUUGAGUCAAUAUGUCAGAGCUAAUAAACAUACGUCAAUGUUGCGAUUGGGUUGUUUUAAAUACUCGAAACCCAAUAACACAAAAUUGCUAUAAACGAGAAUUUCUAUAAUGCACUUGUUGCUACAACAAUUUGUUGCUGUAUAUAUAGAAAAUAAAAACGUUUACUUAGGUAAACUAAUUAAUAAUAUAGGACAAUUUCAGCUGCGUAUUUUCCGCCGGAUCCUUACUCUUUUUCGGGCAGACAGACGAUCCAAGUCUGGAUCUGCGUUAGAAUACAAUGCGUAAAAGGCAGACGUGUCGCCCUAGAAGGAUAUUAUUAUGUGAUAAUCUUAAUUAAGAUUUGUAACACCAACCUAUUAUCAAGAACAAUUUAAAGGCAUUGUGUGUAAUAGUGAAUCGUGUUGCUAUACAUAUUUGAUGGUAUACGAAAGACGAUUGUGUGUAUUAUUUUCUUGACGUCUCUUGUACAAGAGGUUAGUAUUACUUAUUAAUGCUUCUCAGAGUGCCCCAUACACGUUAGAAAAAGAGAUAGUUACGCGUUAUAACGAGAAAGCAAUAUUUCUUUUAGUGAUGCAACUUCACUUAAUAUAACACAAAAUUGCUAAAAAAUAUGCGCGGCACUCCGCGCACGCGCCUCAUCCGUCGCGAACGUUGUAAACUUCAGAUUGAAAGUUCCGUUACAUAAGUUGCGGAAGCAGAAACGGAUGUGGAAAAGCAGACGCAGAGGUUUAUUGCAUCAUUAAUUCCCUUCUCAUUCAUUCGAGUAACUGCCUUUUUUCCGUGUAUGGGGGACUAAGAGUUCAGUUAUAAUGACGUGACAAGAACAACAUAAUUGACCCAGAGUUAAUGGACUGGUAAUGGCUUCCUAAUUAUGUGCUACGAACCAAAUAUCUGCGUUCUAGUUUUACACCCUGUAUAACGACAUGCGUGUAUGUUAUCUGCAAGAUCAAUGUUGUAAACACGCACGCGUUCGUGAUACGUACAUAGGCCUUAUUGGUGACUGGUGUGCUGUGCCAGGUGAGAAUAUGCUUUUAAAUACAUGUUGUAAAUAGUGUUCAGUGUACAACGUUAUCGACUCUUUUUGCGAUAUAUGUAAAAGUUGUGGAGAUGAUUUUGUACUUUUUAAAGUUCUACUUUGAUAUUUCUUCACAUAAUGGUAUUUACUAUAGCCAAAUGUGCGAACGUUUAAUGACUUCGGGACCUUAUCACAUUGAAAUUCUUUCAUGUGUCAAAUAUGUUUUGAUUUUUCUACUGUGACAGGUACAAGUCUAGAAAAUGUCAUUAGUUGGUAUCAAUUACCAACAUAGGCAGAUAAAAACAUGUAAGUAUGUUGACAUUGACUCGAAUAUUUAUCCUGUUUAAGAGUAGUUAUAAUUUUUUAAUAAGAGAAGAGAAAGACGAGAGGUUGUACUGACUUGCUCACUUUGAAUGUGUUUUAGUAGUUUAGGCCGUUUGUUUGAUCAGUAGAAUUUUUUUUCAAACUAUUUUAGUUCUAGAACAAUAAUUUUCUUUAAUAAAUAUGACACCAAAAUGUAAAAGUAAGAAGUAUUGGAAGUAACAAAAAAUAUGUUAAUUUGAAAGAUAAAAAACUACAGUACUAUUUAAAAAGUACUGUACAUUUUAAAAAAAUAUUGCCCACCGAAAAAACAAUAUAUUUAUUGCAUAAUUUGUAUGUUCCUUAAAAAUAUGUUUGAUAUCAUAUUGUCAUUUUACAAUACACUAAGACUAUGAAUUGGUGGGCGGAAAUAAAAUAGUGUGUCCAAUUUAAAUUGAUAGCAACGCGUCGUAUUUAAUGUCUCACGUGAAAAAAUAAUCCUAGCUAUUUGUAACACGUUGCCAACCUACAAUUUGUAGAACAAAAUAAAAAUGUAUCAUUUUGUAAACGUGUUGAACCAAAGAUUAUGGAUUUGGAUUACACUUUAUUUGUUCAGAUUAUUUGAGCGAUAUGCUCAAAAAGUUUCCUUACUAAAUUAGACGAACUGUUCCGUGAAUUUGUAUGGGAAUGAUUUUGCUACAUAAUUAUGUCCAAAAUGUUCCUAUUACAUUAUUCAUGCAUAUCAGUCCACUCCGGAAUGACUUUUAGGAAAAAACUUAACUAAAAUUGCGCGUACGUGCUUCUUUACACUUGCUUGAUUAUGUCAAUUUAAAAUACAACCUUUUGUUGACGUUUAAAAGUAAAUUUUUAAUUUUUUAUGAUAUUACAUGCGCAUAGACUUGUCAACUUAUGUCUCAGGGUCCGGGCGCAGAGGCAGUGCGCCUCAGAUAUGUGUGAUUUAAAGCACUGAGUGGCACAUCAAUUAUUAUGGACAGACGUGUCGCUUACCACCAGGCGCACUACUUAUUCCUUCCUUCACAAAAGACGUUGCCAGCUGUAAGACAUAAGAUUUUGAGUCUUCUGUGCCUGUAAUUGUGCUGGCUCUUCCUAUCCCUCAAUUCGAAUCCCAGGAAUGUUGUUUUCAAUCACCAAUAAAAUAUGUCCCUGGCGAGCGAAACUGCGCAAGCGCAAACAGGUUCUUUUUUCCAAUAGACAGGUCUCUAGCCUUGUGGAUGUGAUACGCACAAUUUCCAAUGUAAACUGACACUAAGCGCCGUUAGUGCCCUUAACAAAACUAGGUUUGACAAGAUCUAUUUAUACUGGUAGUGUAAUGUACGUCAUGUGGUCGGUUGGACGGAAGCGUUUUAACAAAUUUCAUGUAAUCCUAUAGAGAUUUUCAUGAGGUCUUUGAAAAUCCUUGCUUUUAGCAGGACUGUUACAUUUCUUGCAUUACGAAAAUUCAGGUCGUAAAACUUGCAUUAGUGUUGGUAAGCGUAUGUGAUAGACUGCGUCCCUGUAUACAUAGUUAAUGUUGUUUCGAAAAGUGCAUUGUUCAUUCUAAUAAUCGCUCGCAGUCAAUUCUUAAAACUAAUUUGAAGUUAUAGAGAGUAAAUAAGUAUAAAUAUGUGUUUUCCAUAUAAAAUACUUAUAUCGUAAAACAGGUACUAAUACAUUUUUUUAUUUAAAAAUUAAUUUGUGUAGAUAUUAUGGCAGGGUGUAGUAAUAAAACGUUAAAAGUAAAAAAUAACAAAGGAUAUUUUAAACUGGGAGUGCACUUGUCGAUGUGACUAUACGAUGAAAAUAUGUGAAAUGGUUGAUUAAAA